Fusarium sp. VM40 is the source of this 1047-nucleotide messenger RNA. The record is from the annotation of a GenBank genome assembly. Lineage: Eukaryota; Fungi; Ascomycota; Sordariomycetes; Hypocreales; Nectriaceae.
AUGGCUCCUGCGACUCAAUACGAACUUUCACCGCCUCCUACCGACGCGGUGUCGUCCAUCGCGUUUGCGCCAUCCUCAGGAACCAAGCUCCUUGUCUCAUCAUGGGACAAGAAGGUGUAUUGCUAUGAUAUCGCGGGCGGAGCGGGAGAGACAACUUUGGUCAACACAUAUGAGCACCGAGCACCGGUCUUGGACGUCUGUUUUGGAGCGGACGACAAUGAAGCAUUUACUGCUGGCAUGGACUGGGGUGUCAACAGAAUCAACUUGGAGACUGGUGAGAAGACAUUGUUGAGCAAGCAUGCUGCACCGGUUCGAUCUAUAGCCUACAGUCGUACAUACUCCAUUCUGGUGUCGGCAUCUUGGGACUGUAGUCUGAACCUUCAUAAUCUCGGAGACCCUUCAAGUACCCCCAUAAGGAUCUCCCUUCCUGGCAAGCCCCAUGCGCUGGCUGCCAGUCCUACAAAGAUUGUAGUUGCCAUGGCCGGCCGUGUCAUUAACAUCUACGACCUCAAGACCAUUGUUGACUUGUUCGCAACUGGCUCUUCUGUUCUUCAACCAUGGCAGCAGCGUGAAUCGUCUCUGCGAUAUCUUACGCGCGCAGUCUCUUGCAUGCCUAACGAUGCUGGAUACGCUACUAGCAGUAUCGAGGGUCGGGUUGCAGUUGAGUGGUUCGAAGAUACAGCGGAGUCGCAAGCUCGAAAGUACGCUUUCAAGUGCCAUCGUCAAGCAGCAGCGGAUGGCGAUGGAGAUAUUGUCUACCCUGUGAAUGCCUUGGCCUUCCACCCGGUUCAUGGAACAUUCGCUUCAGGGGGUGGUGAUGGCACCGCGGCUCUGUGGGACGCCGAAGCAAAGCGACGACUCAAGCAGUACCAGAAAUUCCCCAACAGCGUUGCUGCACUUGCCUUUUCGAGUGAUGGCAAGUACCUUGCUGUUGGUGUAUGCCCUGGAUUUGAGACUGGCCAGGAAGACUACAAUGGUGCCGGUCAGACGGCGGUGUUGAUUCGUGAGCUUGGAGAGAACGAAGCUAAAGGCAAGGGGGCCAAAUAA